Fraxinus pennsylvanica is the source of this 1059-nucleotide messenger RNA. Lineage: Eukaryota; Viridiplantae; Streptophyta; Magnoliopsida; Lamiales; Oleaceae. The record is from the annotation of a GenBank genome assembly.
AUGCAGAGGAGUUCAAGAAUCGGAAGCGUCGUCGUUUUGUUGGUGCUGUUUUUUGUGGCUACCAGCCAUCUUGCCUUGGCCUUUACUGAUGGACUACUACUCAAUGGCAACUUUGAAUUGGCACCCAAAUCAUCGGACAUGAAAGGAACGGUUGUACUAAAACCCACUGCAAUACCAGAAUGGGAAAUUUCUGGCUUUGUUGAGUACAUUAAGGCAGGGCAAAAGCAAGGUGACAUGCUGCUAGUGGUUCCUGAGGGUUAUGCUGCCGUUAGGCUAGGAAAUGAAGCAUCAAUCAAGCAAAGAUUAAAUGUUACUCCAGGAAUGUACUAUUCGAUAACAUUUUCUGCUGCCCGUACAUGUGCACAAGACGAGAGGCUGAAUGUGUCCGUGGCACCAGAUUCUGGUGUGCUACCGAUUCAAACAGUUUAUAAUAGUGAAGGAGUCGAGGAAGAUCCAGCAUGUGGACCGCUGAUUGAUUCGAUUGCCAUUCGCGCUCUUUACCCUCCCAAACCGACUAAUCAAAACCUAUUGAAAAAUGCGGACUUUGAGGAAGGUCCAUAUAUAUUGCCUAACACAAGUUGGGGUGUCCUUAUCCCGCCUAACAUUGAGGACGAUAACUCUCCCUUACCAGCCUGGAUGGUCGAAUCUCUCAAAGCUAUCAAAUAUAUCGAUUCUGAUCAUUUCUCGGUACCACAAGGCAAACGAGCAAUUGAACUCGUUGGUGGAAAGGAAAGUGCCAUUGCACAAGUGGCGCGAACCACUGUUGGCAAAACUUAUGAGCUCACAUUUUCUGUAGGAGAUGCUAGCAACUCUUGUGAAGGAUCCAUGAUUGUUGAAGCAUUUGCCGGGAAAGACACUAUUAAGAUUCCUUAUGAAUCCAAGGGCAAAGGCGGGUUUAAACGUGCUGUGCUUCGUUUUAAAGCCGUUGCGACUAGAACCCGUGUCAUGUUCUUGAGCACUUACUACCAUACAAGCAGUAAAGACUUUGCGUCCCUUUGUGGCCCUGUCGUUGAUGACGUGAAGCUGCUGAGCGUUCGUAAUCCACGAAGACUUGUGUGA